Girardinichthys multiradiatus is the source of this 3474-nucleotide messenger RNA. RefSeq lists its product as uncharacterized. The record is from RefSeq and is a predicted model, not a curated record. Gene Ontology annotation, cellular component: cytoplasm. Gene Ontology annotation, molecular function: MAP kinase tyrosine/serine/threonine phosphatase activity; protein tyrosine/threonine phosphatase activity. NCBI's taxonomy places the organism in Eukaryota, Metazoa, Chordata, Actinopteri, Cyprinodontiformes, Goodeidae. Bases 921 to 2075 code for a protein of 384 amino acids. The transcript is spliced from 3 exons. Gene Ontology annotation, biological process: negative regulation of MAPK cascade; protein dephosphorylation.
GAACCCAAACCUAAAUACAUCAGUCAUUAACAGAUAUCACCUCACACAAAGGAAAAUGUUUAUGUGGGAUUUGUGGACACUUGCUUGCACACAUUGUACCCUGGGAUUACUUUCAUAGCACAUGUUGACUUGUUCUGGAUAUCAGUACCUGGAAAAACUACCAUUUUUAGCUUAAAGUCCUUGUUUCUCCUUCCAUCCCUCUGCUGGCUUGGCAGGCACGUUGGUUGAAAAUCUCAAACACAGAUCCCUUUUUUCCACUAUUGGCAAGACAAUAAUUCUAAACUGGAAAUCAAAGAAACCUACCUCGGGACGAAGCCAUUCAUUAAAAAAAACAAAAAACAAAACAAAACAUUAAUAUUGCUGUAUAACCAAUAAAAUAAAUAAGAGAUAAUAUUAUGUAUUGCACAGUUGCUGUUCUCUUGCAUUUGUUUGCAAUAAAAACAGUUCUAAAAAAUUAUAAUAUAAGCAACUAGUUUAAGUCUUGUAUGACGUUUUGUAAGUCUUUUAUUUUUAUUGUUUUCUACGUUUUCCUCAAGCAUUCACGCAAUUCCUCAACGACGCGUAAAAAGCCAGAUGUUUUUUGGUCCUGCUGACUUCCCAUAUCCACCAACCAGCAGCAGUUAGCUGGUGCGCAUUCUGUCUUCGUCCCGUUCAGCUGGACCAAUAUAACUGCUUCAUUCCUCAUGUCAGUCCAGGCUGGCUGUGAGCAUGUCUUCUCUCAUUUUACCCCGGAUUCUCCCACCGUGCUAACCGACUGGCUUUAACUCCCAGUGAGUUAGCUGGUGCUCGGCUAGCAGCGAACCGAGCUGCUAAAGGCUGGAGCGAUGCUUGUGGGAUGCAGCUGAAGUGCUGUUCGGCCUGGCAAAGAUGACGUGCCUACUGCGCCUGGGUGAUGUUCCUCUGUCAGCAGGAGGUAGAACAUGGAAACCAGGGACGAGUGGACAAAAGAACCGAGCGCUCACGAACUUCUGAAGCCGGAGUUGCUUUGCAGACACAAUGGGAGAAUCGGCUCUUGUCCUAAUGUAAGAAUGAGUAGGAGCGAGCAUACUAACACAAGGCAUGUCCCUGUGGCCCUCACCCCCCAGCUACCUCUUAGAGCCCAUCGGCCCCUGUGUGCGUCGGUCUCCUCCGACAGCAGUGGCCGCUUCAAGGCUCUGGAGACUCAGGAGUGGAAGAACAACCUUAAAGCUCAGAUGGAGCUGGCCCACAGUGCAGGAGCUGCCAGCAGCACAGGUUCUCUAGAGCGAGCAUCGAUGUUCUGUGCCUCAGCAUCUACCACGUUGUCCAGCUCUGGCCUGCCCAGCCCUGUGGAGAUCUUCAACAAGAGUAAAUCCUCCAGCCGCUUCUCUCUGUUCUCUCCACCAUGGAACAGCAGCUCGGAAUCAGACUCGAAUCCCCCGUCACGCACUGGCUCCAAGAAGCUGCGCAAUUACAGUAGGAGAGCUGCCACAGGGCCGGCUGGAGCCAGGGCCCCUGAUGUGCUUGAGCCCAAACCAAGCGGCCCAGAACACUUCCAGUACUCUGAACCGGUCAUUUCCAAAGUGACAGAUUACAUCUACGUUGGCAACCUGAAUGCAGCAUACAAUGGACGUACACUGUGUCGUAACAAUAUUGACAGCAUCAUUGACAUGAGCAGUGUGCCUGGAGAGCCAGCCCCCUCCCUCAGCCUCAUCCCCUGCACCUGCUCCCGCGGUUCCCGGCACUGCUGGUCCCGCCUCAAGGUGGACAUUGGGGACAUGCCGGACACUCUGGCUGACCACCCAGCUCUCAAGCACUGCUGCUUUGAAGACAUCAACGAGUGCAUAAACGCGUCCACGGAGAAGAGGAAGCGUGUUCUAGUCCACUGUCGGGACGGUUUCUCUCUGGCACCGAUGUGUAUCAUACAGUAUCUGAUGGUGAAGCAGAACAUGAGGCUAAUUGCUGCUUAUGAGCUGCUGAGGGCCAAGUACCCGGUCAACAUCAAAGAACGCCACCAGAACGUUCUAGUGAGCCUGGAGAGAGCUCUGUGGCCUGGCGGUGAAGUUGACCCCGAGUGCUUCAAACAGGCUCUCUCCCGCAAAGUGGCCUGGACAUGAUGCAUCUUACAGUCUACUUGGCUGUUACUUUCCUUGGUUUUUGACAUUUUCCACUAAAACAACCAACUUGUCCCUCUGGAUAUUGUUGGACCUUCUUUUAAUUCAUUUGGUAAAGAUGAGUAAUUUCCAUGUUUUUCAAAUCUUUAAAUGGAAUCUGGUUGUGACUUUCUUCUCCAUCUUUUCUGGACAGGACAUGCAAUAGCCCCUUGAUUUGACAGUGUUUUAUUUGGGGCUGUACAGUGGGCUUUUCCCUGUUUCAGUUCUAUGUCAUGCUUCUGUGCUGUUUCUCUAUAUCAGGGCAAAUUUUCAGUGGGAUUUCUCAGGAGACUGUUGAUGUCAAAGUGAUGCAGCGUUUAAAUUCUUCUUUUGCGACAUUCACAAAUAGAAGAUGCCUCGGAAUACUGGGAGUAUUUUAUGGUGAAAGUCGAAGUUUAGACAUUAAUCUCAGCUAAGUUGUGCGGAUAAUCUAAGUGGAGCAAAAUGUCCACAGACCAAAACUAAGAUGAUGGAGAUGUGCAUUAAGAACAUCUAAACAGAGAAAUUUUAGACAUGGUAAGCAUGCCAGUGGUUGACCCAUACAAGUUUUUUAUUGUCUGGUGCUGACUGUGGAUCAGUGGUUCCCAGCCUUUUUUCUAGUGAUUUGUUUCUGUGAACCAGUACUGUCAUACAGGAUUCUGCUGCAGAGUUUUAUACCAUCAGUUUUACGACCUCAGCAAUUGCAACAUGCAAGUUGUUCUGUGGUUACGUCUGGUUAUGAAGGAUUUGCGUUCUGCUUGUUCUGAUUGUUGUAGUUGUGCAUUGUAGGAGCAUUAUUUUCUUCACUGCAAGGAGAGCAACAUUGACUUUAGCACUUCACAACCAGUGAUAAUGACUUCUCAGCUCCUUAGAGCCAUAACUAGUGGUAGACUAGAUUUUGUCAUAAUCAUGUCUGAACCUGUCUAUUGCAUAGCUUGACAUAAUGGUCCAAAUGUGUUUGCAUUUAUAGAUCUCAUAUAAAUUACAUUAAUGAAAUCUGUCCAAAUUAGUUGUUCCUAUGCUUUAAUUACCAUCAGUACCAUCAUUUUGCUAUAUUGUAAGAGCAAAGCUGCACAAGCUAAAAGUAACAGCUGUUACCAUUGGCUAGUCUUUUGGACUAAAACUGAUGUGGUGGGUUACACAGUGGAGGUACCAAGAGAAACGGGGUCGAGACUUUAUUGAAGGGAGCUGGUGAUGCACCGAGACAUUCAUUCCACUGCCUGAUGAAAAUUUAACGUGUGUGUGUGUGUGUGUGUGUGUGUGUGUGUGUGUGUGUGUGUGUGUGUGUGUGUGUGUGUGUUCUAGCAUUUGUUACAGUGUAAGGCCCAUGUUCCCCAACAUGUACUACGUUGUGAGGACCCACUACUCCUAAUAGGGCCCCCCC